GGGGGGAAGCAGAAGCCUCUGAAACAGCCCAAGAAGCAGGCCAAGGAGAUGGGAGAUAACGCAUUCAAGCAGAAACAGAAAGAGAAGCAGAAGCAAGAAGAGCUAAAAACAAAAGCCACAGGGAAGGGGCCCCUGGCCACAGGAGGAAUUAACAGAUCUGGCAAAAGGGAAGCCAGCGCCAGUGCCUGAGGCAAUGGUGAUCCUCAGUUCCAUUCCUAUU
This is a messenger RNA of Lontra canadensis (Northern American river otter), 220 nucleotides long. RefSeq names its product translation machinery-associated protein 7-like. The record is from RefSeq and is a predicted model, not a curated record. Lineage: Eukaryota; Metazoa; Chordata; Mammalia; Carnivora; Mustelidae.